AUGACUAAAGUUAUCCUUCAUUUGAGAGCAGAGACCAAACCGUUGGAGGCCAGAGCAGCCCUUACACCUAAGACCACUAAGGAGUUGCUGGACACUGGCGAUUUCGAGAUCUACGUCGAGAAAUCGUCGCAAUCGACGUUCGACUGGAAGGAGUACGAGGCUGCGGGCGCCCAUAUUGUCGAGGAAGGUUCGUGGGUGAACGCUCCAAAGGACAGAAUCAUCAUUGGUUUGAAGGAGCUGCCUGAGGAAUCGUUCCCUCUUGUUCACGAACACAUCCAGUUUGCCCACUGUUACAAGAACCAGGCUGGCUGGAACGACGUGCUGUCGAGAUUCCCUGCUGGAAACGGUGUUUUGUACGAUCUCGAGUUUUUGGAAAACGACCAAGGAAGACGUGUUGCUGCGUUCGGCUUUUUCGCCGGAUUUGCAGGUGCUGCGUUGGGUGUGGAAGACUGGGCUUUCAAACAAACCCAUUCCGACUCUGAGGAGCUGGGCGGUGUGACUCCUUACCCUAACGAACAGGCCCUUGUUGCCGACGUCAAGAGCUCCUUGGAGACCGCCGUUGCCAAGGCUGGCAAGUACCCAAAGGUUCUUGUGAUUGGUGCUCUGGGAAGAUGCGGAUCUGGUGCCGUUGACCUUUGUCGUAAAGUUGGCAUUCCUGAAGACAACAUCUUGAAAUGGGACAUGAAAGAAACCGCAAAGGGCGGUCCUUUCCAGGAAAUCGUCGAAGCAGACAUCUUUGUGAACUGUAUCUACCUUUCGCAGCCAAUUCCUCCAUUUGUCAACUUGGAGACUCUCAAUACUGAAAAGAGAAACCUUAGAACCAUCGUGGACGUUUCUGCAGACACCACCAACCCACACAACCCUAUUCCUGUGUACUCGAUCGCCACCGUGUUCCAGAAACCAACCGUCAAGGUCGACACCACCAAGGGUCCUAAAUUGUCGGUGAUCAGUAUCGACCAUCUUCCUUCGUUGUUGCCAAGAGAGGCCUCCGAGGCAUUUGUCCACGAUUUGCUGCCUUCGUUGAAACAGCUUCCUCAAAGAGAAACCGCACCAGUCUGGGCUCGUGCCAAGUCGCUUUUCGACAAACACGUUGCCAGACUUUACAACAAGAACGCUACCAGAUUGUGA
Ogataea philodendri is the source of this 1128-nucleotide messenger RNA. RefSeq lists its product as uncharacterized. Gene Ontology annotation, molecular function: saccharopine dehydrogenase (NAD+, L-lysine-forming) activity. Gene Ontology annotation, cellular component: cytoplasm. The record is from RefSeq and is a predicted model, not a curated record. Bases 1 to 1128 code for a protein of 375 amino acids. NCBI's taxonomy places the organism in Eukaryota, Fungi, Ascomycota, Pichiomycetes, Pichiales, Pichiaceae. The transcript has a single exon.